CGCUCAUCCCUCAUACUACCCUCUCCUCGUUGAUAACAAGAUGCCUUCUAUCAAAACACUUCCUCUCAACACCGGCGCGGCCAUCCCCGCCAUUGGCCUGGGAACCUGGCAAUCAAGCGAGAACGCCACACGCGACGCCGUGAAACACGCCCUGCAACAUGGCUACCGGCACAUCGAUACAGCGCUCAACUACGGAAACGAGAAAGAGGUAGGCGAGGGGAUUAGAGCAUCUGGUGUACCCAGGGAGGAUAUUUGGGUGACGACGAAGCUGGAUAACCAUUGGCAUCAUCGGGUACGCGAGGGAUUAGAAUCGUCCUUGAGCGAUCUAGGCUUGGAUUAUUUGGACCUGUAUUUGGUUCAUUUUCCAUGUUCGACGGAUCCAGAGGAUCGAAGUAAACACCUGGAGGAUUGGGACUUUAUCAAGACCUGGCAGGAAAUGCAGAAGCUCCUCGACACAGGCAAAGUGAAAAACAUCGGCGUGUCAAACUUCCAGAUCAGCCAUCUUGAGAAGCUUCUCAAUGAUCCCUCCUGCAAAGUUGUUCCAGCUGUCAAUCAAAUUGAGCUGCAUCCGUACAAUCCCUCACCCAAGCUUCUUGCCUACUGCGCGUCGAAGAAUAUCCACUGCACUGCAUACUCCUGCCUGGGCGGGCACAGCGACUCGCCGAUCAACGGCCAGACAAACUUGACAAAGGACCCGGUCAUCCUCGAGGUCGCAGAGUCGAAGAAGAAGACACCCGCGCAGAUCUUGCUGCAAUGGAACCUCCGCCGCGGUGUGAGCGUUAUUCCCAAGAGCGUCACUCCCUCGCGGAUCGAGAACAACUACGACCUCGAAGGGUGGGAUCUUACGGAGGACGAGUUUGAGCGAAUAAAUGCGAUAAAGACGCGCGCAAAGGUCGUUGGUGACAGUUGGAUGCCGAUUCGGGUGUUUUUGGGCGAUGAUGAGUAGGGUUCCCACUCACUCUGUAGAAUAGGGACAUUGCUUAAAAUGGAAGCAUUUUAUGCAUCCACCUCUUGC
Aspergillus calidoustus is the source of this 1015-nucleotide messenger RNA. NCBI's taxonomy places the organism in Eukaryota, Fungi, Ascomycota, Eurotiomycetes, Eurotiales, Aspergillaceae. The record is from the annotation of a GenBank genome assembly.